Molecule: messenger RNA, 1446 nt
Organism: Ogataea parapolymorpha DL-1
Lineage: Eukaryota; Fungi; Ascomycota; Pichiomycetes; Pichiales; Pichiaceae
Product: Aspartyl aminopeptidase 4
Exons: 1
Coding region: 1-1446 (481 amino acids)
Biological process (GO): proteolysis
Cellular component (GO): fungal-type vacuole
Molecular function (GO): metalloaminopeptidase activity; zinc ion binding
Source: RefSeq, a predicted model, not a curated record
AUGUCCAAUUACGCUGAAGGUUUUAUAGAUUUCGUCAACGCCUCGCCAACUCCGUAUCACGUGGUGGAUACUGUGAAGAAGCAGCUUCAACAGGCCGGCUUUGAGGAGUUGUCUGAGCGUAACAAUUGGGACGGACGCAUCGAGAGGGGAUCCAAAUACUAUGUGACCAGAAACGGCUCCUCAAUUAUUGCCUUCACGAUAGGUGGCUCGUACCGCCCGGGAAAUGGUGUUUCCAUUGUUGGGGGCCACACGGACUCGCCAGUUCUGCGCAUCAAGCCGAUUUCUGACCAAAGAAAAGAGGGCUACAUCCAAGUUGGUGUUGAGACGUACGGUGGUGGAAUUUGGCACACCUGGUUCGACAGAGACCUGAGUGUUGCAGGUCGCGUUUUUGUGAAUGAAAAUGGCAAGUACGUGUCGAAACUGGUCAAGAUUUAUAAGCCGAUCUUGAGAAUUCCCACUCUUGCUAUUCAUCUCACCAAAGAGAGAUACACCAAGUUCGAGUUCAACAAAGAGACACAAUUCAAGCCUAUUGCCGGGCAGUACCAGGAACAGUCCAAGGAUGCGGCCGGCUGUUGCGGAGGCGAGCAGCUCAGCGAAGACGAAUACCAAUCGCUAAAAAGCGUUGUCCAGAGACACAGCAAGGAGCUGCUGGAUCUGAUUGCGGCAGACCUGUCUGUGGACGUGGCGCAGAUCGAGGACUUUGAGUUGAUACUCUACGACACACAGCGGUCGACGAUAGGUGGCCUCAACGACGAGUUCAUCUUCAGCCCGCGUCUCGAUAACCAAGUCACGUGCUACUGUGCUACUCAGGGGCUCAUCAACUCUGUCCAGAGUCUGGGCAGCCAGGAAGGAAUUCAGAUGAUCUCGCUGUUCGACCACGAGGAGAUCGGCUCGUUGUCGGCUCAGGGCGCCGACUCGUCGUUUUUGCCCAACAUUCUGGAGAGACUGACCAGACUGACCAGACUGACUAACGACGGGAACGAAUACGGCCUGAACAACAUUUCGUCCUCAUAUUUCCUGGAGACGAUGGCAAAGUCGUUUAUUUUGUCGUCGGACAUGGCUCACGGCGUGCAUCCAAAUUACACAGAGAACUACGAGAGCCUCAACAAGCCUCAGCUCAACAAGGGCCCGGUGAUCAAGGUCAACGCGAACCAGCGGUAUGUGACGAACUCACCGGGAAUUGUGCUGUUGAAGAAGGUUGCCGAUCUUGCAAAGGUGCCAUUGCAGCUGUUUGUCGUGAGAAACGACUCUCCGUGCGGGUCGACCAUCGGCCCUAUGGUGAGCGCCAAGCUCGGAGUGCGGACGCUAGACCUGGGCAACCCGCAGCUGAGUAUGCAUUCGAUCCGUGAGACGUGCGGUUCGCACGACGUUGAGAAGCUCGUGUUGCUGUUUGAGAGCUUUUUUGAGCACUUUUAUGAUCUCGAGCAGAGAAUAGACGUGAAUUAA